This is a messenger RNA of Parnassius mnemosyne (clouded apollo), 4385 nucleotides long. The record is from the annotation of a GenBank genome assembly. NCBI's taxonomy places the organism in Eukaryota, Metazoa, Arthropoda, Insecta, Lepidoptera, Papilionidae.
AGCUGAGCGGGCGGAGAGGCGACGCCGCGCUGCAACUCAGUGGCCGCGCAACCUCGCUUUGUUCUCUACUGCUCUACAGCUGCGCCUGGGGCUAAACUGUUAUUGACAGUACGACAAUUGUGGUUGUGGCUUGUGGUCAAUAGUAUCAAAUUAUGAUUAUUUUCUGAAUUUGACUUUCUCGUUCUCGUUGAAAGAAAUAAAUGUAAUAAUGAAGUGUGUUAACCGUGUAUAAAUAUGUCAUUGUUUGUGCGAAAUCGAGGUUAAUAUGCUCUAGUUUUGGCUUUUGUAUCAUCUCAACAUUUUGCAUCGUGAGGUGAUGAACGGCGAUAUAAGCGUGGAGGCAUCACGCCCACGUCCAUUAUCCGGGGGUAUUUGGACAUUAUUUUCUUGGCUUCGUCGAGACGAGCGUUCCUUUUCGGACGAAAGUCUUUCCAGUGUAGGAUCGGAUCGAACUGCCGUCAGCUUUGCAUUUUUGGAACCGCUUCAUUAUAAGGCUGCCAUAGAACCUAUCGUUUUGCCGCCCUUAAGUCCACCUACAGACUCGUAUAAAAAAAGGGUACGCGAUAGAAAUUUUCGACGACAACGCGAACGUGAUAUCACCCUUCAUCGCAAGUACGGGUUAUUUAAAGACGAAAAUAGCGAUCGAUACGACGUUCUUAGUCUGCCACCUGCACGGAGGAACAUUUUAAACUCUGGCGAUAAAGCAGAACGUGGACGAAGAGCAACGAGCGAAAGCUUUCAGAGACGAGCCCCUUACGUGCCUGGUAAACGACGCGCGCCGUUGCCUCCAGCGGUAACAACUUCUCUGCCUCGAAAUUUAUCCAGAAAAAGACCAGCGCCUCCACCACCUACUAAAUUAACCGAUAUACAUAAACAAAGUAUUGAAUUGUGUGCUGAAUCAAUGAACACAAAACCUGGUUGUGAUAAACCUUCCUGUAGCAGCAAAAGUGUGUCUAUAGAUGCCAAAAUUGAAAAGAAUAAUAGAGAAGAAAAAAUCAAAUCUGAUAAAAGCUUUUUGAAACAGAUUUUUGAAAAUAGAAAAAGAAACUCAGCUACAGAAACAAACUAUGUUAAACUUUUGCCAAAUAUAAGCGAAUUAGAUAAGCAAGCAGCGAAGAUAAUUGAAAACAAAAAACUUAAGGUAUUAGAAGGUAAUGCAAAUGUUUCGAUGAGCCGCACUGAUUCGACAUCACCAGACACAGUUAAAGAAAAAUGGAUUUGCACAUUAUGUUUAAGAAAAUACAACGCUGCAGUAUCCUCUUGUUUAUAUUGCGUUAAAAACGAAAAACAAACACAUGAGUCAUUUAAAAAUAAUGUGAAUAUUUCAUCAAAUGUACCCACAAAUAUCUACACACAAACAGAUAAUGAGCUUUUAAAUGUGGCAUCAACGAGUAAAGCAGGCUUAAGCGAAGAAAAGAAAAAACUUAAAGAAAUGUUAAAGGAAAUGAAAGAUUCUCUGCCUAAGAGGCCUAAGCAUAGUAUUAUCGAUACGGAGAGCCCCACUCUUCGCAUAGGAUCUGCAUCAAACCAUGAAGACAAAUCAACUUUACAUCUAGAGUCGCCUUCUAAAGCCGAUAAUAAUUUUAUAAAAAGUUUAGACAAAUUAAAAGUACAGAACAUUGAAGAAAGUGUUUCUGUUGUUGCCUUAAAAGGUUGUAUUGCAACAAAUAAAAACGGUUCAAAUUCACGUUCUUCUUCCAGAGAUAUAUCAACUAAUUAUCCAGUAAAAAAAAUAACACCUCAGUUGGAAUCUAAGAAUACGGGACAAAAAGAAUUUGAAACACCUGAGACAAGUACUGAAAUAAUUAAUAAAAAUAUUUGUUUUAAUGAUCAGUCUAAUGUCUCAAGUAAAAUUUUAAAUAUUCCAUUGUCUAAUUUUAAAACGACAAAUCAGUGUAACACCAAACAAAAUGAAACCGAUUCAUUACUUCAACCGAAAGAUUCUUUUUCAGAAUUUGAAUUUAUUAAGAAGGGGAAAAUAAAUAAUACGCAACUAGAAUUUCAGCCGGAUUUAUCUAAAAGUAAAAAUUCACCAAAAAUAAAAAAGGAGUCACAAAGUUCAAUAAUAACAAAAAAUACAAAACCAUUAGAGGUGAUGCAUUCUGUCAUAAAUAAAGCUGCACUUAACUCAGAUUUGUCUAAUAUACAAAUGAGACGGACAAAUACACAAGAAAAUAACAUCCAAUCUCAAUUCUUACAGACGAAAAUAGUGCAUAAAAGUUCAAUAUGUAAUAAACCCAAGGUAAAUGUAGAGAGAAGGACAAAGGAAAAUAAUAUGCAACAAUCUGCGCCUUCAAAAGUAAUAGAGGAAUCUGACAAAAUUGGAAAAAGUACAGAUAAAAUGAAAGCUACAAUUUCUAGUCUUAUCGAUGCGCCGAGCAUUCAUACACCCUUAAAGAUUUCAUCUCUCUUAAAUCCUUUUUAUCUUCCUGCACAAACUAAUUGUGUGAACACAGAAACGUCAAUAAAUAUAAGUAAAACUAAGAAAUCAAAUGUUUCUCCUUCAACUUCGUCUGAUAUAUUACAACAAUCUUCGAUUGUGUCUAUAUCGAAAUCUCCCAAGUCUAUUAAAGAAACAUCCGAAACUAAUGAAAACGAAAAUACAGCAAAAGAAAUAAAGUCUCCGUCCAACAUAAUUACAAAUGAUCAAUAUAGUACGAAUACAUCAGUAUGUAAAGUUUUAGGCGUAAUACCAUCAUCGUCAUCAAAAGAAAUUAAUAACAAUAAUGUGGGUAAAAUUGAUCACCAUUUUAGACGACGAGAGUUAGUAAAUCAAUUGGAGCAAUCGAUAGCAAAAGGUGAUGAACAGUCGGCAGCUGAUGCUGCUAUUAAGCUUGCUAAAUUGCGUCUAUCGUGUUCAGUUUUGUCCUUCUCUUCACAGAUAGUUGGAAAUGAUCCUACAACUUCAAAAAUUGAUAUGCCUAUUCUAAAACCUAAAGAAAAUGAAACCAAUAAAAAAAUUAAAUUUGAUUUAGAUGAAAAGCUUACGAAACAAAAUGUCGAGUCCAAAUCGAUUAUGCAAAAUAAUUUACAACUAAAGUGUAAAAUAACCAAAUCUUCAAAUAAAAACAAUGAACAUGUAACUAAAGAAUCAACUACAAUGAUCGAUGAUCAAGAAAACAAAACACAAACAAAUAGAGAUAUUACCAGUUUGAACAAUGUGCCAUGCGAACCAUCGACUUCAAAAUGCAAUCCUGUUGCAAAUGGGACAACAUCCAUACAAAUAUGGGUAGAAGAUAAAGAAGCGACCCGAGGACCUAUUAAUUUACGCAUUCCGCGACAAGCCGUAAUGGGCGAGUUACGGCUUCAAGCUGAGAAGUCACUUGGACUGGAUUCUCGAUUACAACGCUGGAUAAUUGGACGAACGCUCUGUUUGGAUGACACUAUACCCCUCGUCUCUUUGGCUGGACCGGAAUUUAGCGCGCCGUUUUACCUCUGUUUAGUGGAGUCCGAAACAAACAAGGAAAAUGCUAACGGUGAACUAGCAAAAGAGCAUAAACAAGAUAAAGUAAAUAACAUAAUUGAUAAUACUCGUGAAGUAUACACUGAAUUGAUGAAGCUAGAGCAGCAAGCUAUAGUCGCUAAUACCGAAUCGUUUGAAUGCAGUGUUUGCAUGGAAGAAUGCGAGGCAGGAAAAGGCGCUGUGCUUCGUGAAUGUAUCCAUACAUUUUGUAGAGACUGUCUCUCAGAUGCUGUGCGACAUUGUGAAGAACCUAUUGUUUCGUGUCCUGCGAUUGGAUGUCCUGGUAUUCUACAAGAGCGUGAAAUUCGAGCGUUGCUACCAACAGAAGAUUAUGAACGAUGGCUGGCACGUGGACUGGCUACCGCUGAAUGUGGAACUCGCAACGCAUUUCAUUGUCGCACUCGCGAUUGUACGGGUUGGGCUCUUUGUGAACCAGGUGUCAGAAAAUUCCCGUGUCCAGUAUGCAAAUGCAACAACUGUGUUCCUUGUCAGGCUAUUCACGAAGCCGAGACCUGUGAACAAUAUCAAAAUAAACUUCGUACAGCUGUGACAGCAGCACAAACUAAUGAAACAGAUGAAGGCACUCAAGCGUUGUUAAAUUCUCUAAUACGCCGUGGCGAGGCUUUGGAGUGCCCAGAAUGUCAUGCCAUUAUAACAAAAAAAUGGGGAUGUGAUUGGGUGAAAUGUUCAGCGUGUAAAACGGAAAUUUGUUGGGUGACCAGGGGCCGCCGUUGGGGACCGGGAGGCCGCGGCGAUACGUCGGCGGGUUGUAGGUGUGGUGUCGAUGGCAAAAAAUGCCAUCCUUCUUGUGGUUAUUGCCAUUAAAUUAUUUUAUUCUUAUUAUAUUUAUUCACAAGAAGUGUACAACUAUAUUGUAUUUAAUCAUCAUAUACCUAUAAUAAAUCAAUAUUUUUAAAUAGUU